AUGCUUUGGUGGGAAGAAGUAGAGGACUGUUAUGAAAGAGAAGAUGUUCAAAAGAAAACAUUCACAAAAUGGAUAAAUGCACAAUUUUCUAAGUUCGGGAAGCAGCACAUAGAAAACCUCUUCAGUGACCUACAGGAUGGGAGACGCCUCCUAGACCUUCUUGAAGGCCUGACAGGGCAAAAACUGCCAAAAGAAAAAGGAUCCACAAGAGUUCAUGCCCUGAACAAUGUCAACAAGGCACUGCAAGUCUUGCAGAAAAAUAAUGUUGAUUUAGUGAAUAUCGGAAGCUCUGACAUAGUAGAUGGAAAUCAUAAACUGACUCUUGGCUUGAUUUGGAAUAUAAUCCUCCACUGGCAGGUCAAAAAUGUAAUGAAAAAUAUCAUGGCUGGAUUGCAACAAACUAACAGUGAGAAGAUACUCCUGAGCUGGGUCCGACAAUCAACUCGUAAUUAUCCACAGGUUAAUGUCAUUAACUUCACCACCAGCUGGUCUGAUGGUUUGGCCUUGAACGCGCUCAUCCACAGUCAUAGGCCAGACCUGUUUGAUUGGAAUAGUGUGGUUUGCCAGCAGUCAGCCACACAACGACUGGAACAUGCAUUCAACAUUGCCAAAUAUCAGUUGGGCAUAGAGAAACUACUGGAUCCUGAAGAUGUUGCCACCACUUAUCCAGAUAAGAAGUCCAUCUUAAUGUACGUCACAUCUCUCUUCCAAGUUUUGCCUCAACAAGUGAGCCUCGAAGCCAUCCAGGAGGUGGAAAUGUUGCCAAGGACAUCAAAAGUUACAAGGGAAGAACAUUUUCAACUACAUCAUCAAAUGCACUACUCUCAACAGAUCACUGUCAGUCUAGCACAGGGCUAUGAACGAGCUCCUUCCUCUCCUCAGCCUCGCUUCAAGAGCUAUGCCUACACACAGGCUGCUUAUGUCUCCACCUCUGACCCCACACGGAGCCCAUUUCCUUCACAGCGUUUGGAAGCUCCUGAAGACAAGUCAUUUGGCAGUCCAUUGAUGGAGACUGAAGUAAACCUGGACAGUUACCAGACAGCUUUAGAAGAAGUACUCUCAUGGCUCCUUUCAGCCGAGGACACAUUGCAAGCACAGGGAGAGAUUUCUAAUGAUGUAGAAGAAGUGAAAGAACAGUUUCAUACUCACGAGGGAUACAUGAUGGAUUUGACAUCCCAUCAGGGACGGGUUGGCAAUGUUCUCCAAUUGGGGAGUCAGCUGAUUGGGUCAGGGAAAUUAUCAGAAGAUGAAGAAACUGAAGUCCAAGAACAAAUGAAUCUUCUAAAUUCAAGAUGGGAAUGCCUCAGGGUAGCUAGCAUGGAAAAACAAAGCAAUUUACAUAAAGUUCUCAUGGAUCUCCAGAAUCAGCAACUGAAAGAGUUAAAUGACUGGUUAACAAAAACAGAAGAGAGAACAAGGAGAAUGGAAAAAGAGCCCCUUGGACCUGAUCUUGAGGACCUAAAACGCCAAGUGCAGCAGCAUAAGGUGCUUCAAGAAGACCUAGAACAGGAACAAGUCAGAGUCAAUUCUCUCACGCACAUGGUGGUGGUUGUUGAUGAAUCUAGUGGUGAUCAUGCAACUGCUGCUUUGGAAGAACAACUUAAGGUACUGGGAGAUCGGUGGGCAAACAUCUGUAGGUGGACUGAAGAUCGCUGGGUUCUUUUACAGGAUGUUCUUCUAAAAUGGCAACGUUUUACUGAAGAGCAGUGCCAUUUUAGUACAUGGCUUUCAGAUAAAGAAGAUGCAGUGAACAAGAUUCCCACAACUGGCUUUAAGGAUCAAAGUGAAAUGUUAUCAAGUCUUCAAAAACUGGCUGUUUUAAAAACUGAUCUAGAAAAGAAAAAGCAAACCAUGGACAAACUAUGCUCACUCAACCAAGAUCUUCUUUCAACACUGAAAAAUACACUGGUUGCCCAAAAGAUGGAAGCAUGGUUGGACAACUUUGCCCAGCGCUGGGAUAAUUUAGUCCAAAAACUUGAAAAGAGUUCAGCACAGAUUUCACAGGCUGUCACCACCACUCAGCCAUCACUAACACAGACAACUGUAAUGGAAACGGUAACUAUGGUGACCACGAGGGAGCAAAUCCUGGUAAAGCAUGCCCAAGAGGAACUCCCCCCACCACCUCCCCAAAAGAAGAGGCAGAUUAUUGUGGAUUCUGAAAUUAAGAAAAGGUUGGAUGUCGAUAUAACUGAACUUCACAGUUGGAUUACUCGUGCAGAGGCCGUGUUGCAGAGUCCUGAAUUUGCAAUCUAUCGGAAGGAAGGCAACUUCUCAGAUCUUAAAGAAAAAGUCAAUGCCAUAGAGCGAGAAAAAGCCGAGAAGUUCAGAAAACUGCAAGAUGCCAGCAGAUCAGCUCAGGCCCUGGUGGAACAGAUGGUGAAUGAGGGUGUUAAUGCUGACAGUAUCAAACAAGCCUCAGAACAACUGAACAGCCGGUGGAUCGAGUUCUGCCAAUUGCUAAGUGAGAGACUUAACUGGCUGGAGUAUCAGAACAGCAUCAUCGCUUUCUAUAAUGAGCUACAGGAAUUGGAGCAGAUGACAACUACUGCAGAAAACUGGUUGAAAACCCAACCCACUAGCCCAUCAGAGUCAACAGCAGUUAAAAGCCAGUUAAAAAAUUGUAAGGAUGAAGUCAACCGGCUGUCAACUCUUCAGCCUCAAAUCGAGAGAUUAAAAAUUCAAAGCAUAGCCCUGAAAGAGAAAGGACAAGGGCCAAUGUUCCUGGAUGCAGACUUUGUGGCCUUUACAAAUCAUUUUAACCAAGUCUUUGCUGAUAUGCAGGCCAGAGAGAAAGAGCUACAGACAAUUUUGGACACUUUACCCACCGUGCGGUAUCAGGAGACCAUGAGUACCAUCCUCACGUGGAUCCAACAGUCAGAAACCAAACUCUCUAUACCUCAGGUUACUGUCACGGAAUACGAGAUCAUGGAGCAGAGACUUGAGGAGUUACAGGCUUUACAAAGUUCUCUGCAAGAGCACCAAAAUGGCCUAAACUAUCUCAGCACCACUGUGAAAGAGAUGUCAAGGAAAGCACCCUCUCAUAUAAGCCAGAGAUAUCAGUCGGAGUUUGAAGACAUUGAGGGUCGAUGGAAAAAACUCUCUGCCCAGUUGGUUGAACGUUGCCAAAAGCUAGAGGAGCAAAUGGCCAAACUCCGAAAACUUCAGAAUCACAUAAAAACCUUGAAGAAGUGGAUGGCUGAAGUUGAUGUUUUCUUGAAAGAGGAAUGGCCUGCCCUUGGAGAUUCAGAAAUUCUUAAAAAACAGCUCAAGCAGUGCAGGCUUUUAGUCAGUGAUAUUCAGACAAUCCAGCCCAGUCUAAACAGUGUCAAUGAAGGUGGACAGAAAAUAAAAACUGAAGCAGAACCAGAGUUUGCUUCUAGACUGGAGACAGAGCUCAGAGAACUGAACACUCAAUGGGAUUACAUAUGUCGACAGGUCUAUGCCAGAAAGGAGGCCUUAAAGGCAGGCUUGGAUAAAACUGUAAGCCUUCAGAAAGAUUUGUCAGAGAUGCAUGAAUGGAUGACACAAGCCGAAGAAGAAUACCUAGAGAGAGAUUUUGAAUAUAAAACCCCAGAUGAAUUACAGACAGCAGUUGAAGAGAUGAAGAGAGCUAAAGAAGAGGCCCAGCAAAAAGAAGCAAAAGUGCAGCUCCUCACUGAGUCCGUAAACAGUGUCAUAGCUCAAGCUCAACCUGCAGCACAAGAGGCUUUAAGAAAGGAACUGGACACUCUGACCACCAACUACCAGUGGCUCUGCACCAGGCUGAAUGGAAAAUGCAAGACGUUAGAAGAAGUUUGGGCAUGUUGGCAUGAGUUAUUGUCAUACUUGGAAAAGGCAAAUAAGUGGCUAAGUGAAGUAGAAUUGAAACUUAAGACUACUGAAAAUAUUCCUGGUGGAGCUGAGGAAAUCUCCGAGGUGCUCAAUUCACUCGAAAAUUUGAUGCAACAUUCAGAGGAUAACCCGAAUCAGAUUCGCAUAUUGGCACAGACCCUAACAGAUGGCGGAGUCAUGGAUGAACUGAUCAAUGAAGAACUCGAGACAUUUAAUUCUCGUUGGAGAGAACUACAUGAAGAGGCUGUGAGGAGGCAAAAGUUGCUUGAACAGAGUAUCCAGUCUGCCCAGGAGAUUGAAAAAUCCUUACAGUUAAUUCAGGAGUCCCUCUCAUCAAUUGACAAGCAGUUGGCAGCUUAUAUCGCUGACAAAGUAGACGCCGCUCAGAUGCCUCAGGAAGCCCAGAAAAUCCAAUCUGAUUUGACGAGUCAUGAGAUCAGUUUAGAAGAAAUGAAGAAACAUUACCAAGGAAAGGAAACUGCUCAACGGGUACUAUCCCAAAUUGAAGUGGCACAGAAAAAAAUGCAAGAUGUUUCCAUGAAAUUCCGAUUGUUCCAGAAGCCAGCCAAUUUUGAGCAGCGUCUACAGGAAAGUAAGAUGAUUUUAGAUGAAGUGAAGAUGCACUUGCCUGCACUGGAAACAAAGAGUGUUGAACAGGAAGUAGUACAGUCACAGUUAAAUCAUUGUGUGAACUUGUAUAAAAGCCUGAGUGAAGUGAAGUCUGAAGUGGAAAUGGUGAUUAAAACUGGACGGCAAAUUGUACAGAAGAAGCAGACGGAAAACCCUAAGGAACUUGAUGAAAGAGUAACGGCUUUGAAGUUGCAUUAUAAUGAGCUGGGAGCAAAGGUAACAGAAAGAAAGCAACAAUUGGAGAAAUGCUUGAAAUUGUCCCGUAAGAUGCGAAAGGAAAUGAAUGCCUUGACAGAAUGGCUGGCAGCUACAGAUAUGGAACUGACAAAGAGAUCAGCAGUUGAAGGAAUGCCUAGUAAUUUGGAUUCUGAAGUUGCCUGGGGAAAGGCUAUUCAGAAAGAGACAGAGAAACAGAAGGUUCACCUAAAGAGCAUUACCGAGCUAGGAGAGGCCUUGAAAACGGUUUUGGGCAAGAAGGAGACCUUGGUCGAAGAUAAGCUGAGUCUUUUGAAUAGUAACUGGAUAGCCGUCACCUCUCGAGCAGAAGAGUGGCUAAACCUUUUGUUGGAAUACCAGAAACACAUGGAAACCUUUGACCAGAAUGUGGAUCAUAUCACAAAGUGGAUCAUUCAGGCUGAUGCACUUCUGGAUGAAUCUGAGAAAAAGAAACCACAGCAAAAAGAAGACAUGCUAAAGCGUUUAAAGGCUGAGCUGAAUGACAUACGUCCCAAGGUGGACUCCACGCGUGACCAAGCAGCAAACUUGAUGGCGAACCGCGGCGACCACUGCAGGAAAGUAAUAGAGCCCAAAAUCUCAGAGCUCAACCAUCGAUUUGCAGCCAUUUCUCACAGAAUUAAGACUGGAAAGGCCUCCAUUCCUUUGAAGGAAUUGGAGCAGUUUAACUCAGAUAUACAAAAAUUGCUUGAACCACUGGAGGCUGAAAUUCAGCAGGGGGUGAAUCUGAAAGAGGAAGACUUCAAUAAAGAUAUGAGUGAAGACAAUGAGGGUACUGUAAAAGAAUUGUUGCAAAGAGGAGACAACUUACAACAAAGAAUCACAGAUGAGAGAAAGCGAGAGGAAAUAAAGAUAAAACAGCAGCUGUUACAGACAAAACAUAAUGCUCUCAAGGAUUUGAGGUCUCAAAGAAGAAAAAAGGCUCUAGAAAUUUCUCACCAGUGGUAUCAGUACAAGAGGCAGGCUGAUGAUCUCCUGAAAUGCUUGGAUGACAUUGAAAAAAAAUUAGCCAGCCUACCUGAACCCAGAGAUGAAAGGAAAAUAAAGGAAAUUGAUCGUGAGUUGCAGAAGAAGAAAGAGGAGCUGAAUGCAGUGCAUAGGCAAGCUGAGGGCUUGUCUGAGGAUGGGGCAGCAAUGGCAGUGGCACCAACUCAGAUCCAGCUCAGCAAGCGCUGGCGGGAAAUUGAGAGCAAAUUUGCUCAGUUUCGAAGACUCAACUUUGCACAAAUUCACACUGUCCAUGAAGAAUCAGUGAUGGUGAUGACCGAAGACAUGCCUUUGGAAAUUUCUUAUGUGCCUUCUACUUACCUGACUGAGAUCACUCACGUCUUACAAGCCCUUUCAGAAGUGGAACAACUUCUCAAUGCUCCUGACCUCUGUGCUAAAGAUUUUCAAGAUCUCUUCAAACAAGAGGAAUCUCUGAAGAAUAUAAAAGACAACCUGCAACAAAUCUCGGGUCGGAUUGAUGUCAUUCAUAAUAAGAAGGCAGCAGCAUUGCAAAGCGCCACACCCCCGGAAAAGGCAAGGCUACAGGAAGCUCUCUCCAGGCUCGACUUCCAAUGGGAAAGAGUGAACAAAAUGUACAAGGACCGACAAGGGCAAUUUGACAGAUCUGUUGAAAAAUGGCGGCGGUUUCAUUAUGAUAUGAAGAUAUUUAAUCAAUGGCUAACAGAAGCUGAACACUUUCUUAAAAAGACACAAAUUCCUGAGAACUGGGAACAUGCCAAAUAUAAAUGGUAUCUUAAGGAACUCCAGGAUGGCAUCGGGCAGCGGCAAACUGUUGUCAGAGUAUUGAAUGCAACUGGGGAAGAAAUAAUUCAGCAAUCCUCAAAAAUAGAUGCCAGUAUUCUACAAGAAAAAUUGGGAAGCCUGAAUCUGCGGUGGCAGGAGGUCUGCAAACAGCUGGCCGAGAGAAAAAAGAGGUUAGAAGAACAAAAGAAUAUCCUGUCAGAAUUUCAAAGAGAUUUGAAUGAAUUUGUUUUGUGGUUGGAAGAAGCAGAUAACAUUUCUAGUAUUCCGCUUGAACCUGGAAAUGAGCAGCAACUAAAAGAAAAGCUUGAGGAAGUCAAGUUACUGGCCGAAGAGUUGCCCCUGCGUCAGGGAAUUCUAAAACAAUUAAAUGAAACAGGAGGAACAGUGCUUGUAAGUGCUCCCAUAAGCCCAGAAGAGCAAGAUAAACUUGAAAAUAAGCUCAAGCAGACAAAUCUUCACUGGAUAAAGGUUUCUAGGAUUUUACCUGAGAAACAAGGAGAAAUUGAGGCUCACAUAAAAGACCUUGGACAGCUUGAAGAGCAAUUAAAUCAUCUGCUUCUGUGGCUGUCUCCUAUUAGGAGUCAGUUGGAAAUUUACAACCAACCAAAUCAAACAGGACCAUUUGACAUUAAGGAAACUGAAGUAGCAGUUCAAGCUAAACAGCCGGAUGUGGAAGGGAUUUUGUCUAAAGGGCAGCAUUUGUACAAGGAAAAACCAGCCACUGAGCCAGUGAAGAGGAAGUUAGAAGAUCUGAGCUCGGAGUGGAAGGCGGUAACCCACUUACUUCAAGAGCUGAGGGCAAAGUGGCCUGGUCCAGCCCCUGGAUUGACAGCAAUUGGAGCACCUCCCAGUCAGACUGUUGCUCUGGUGACACAACCUGUGGUUGCCAAGGAAACCGCUGUCUCCAAACUAGAAAUGCCAUCUUCCUUGCUGUUGGAGGUCCCUGCACUGGCAGAUUUCAACCGGGCUUGGACAGAACUUACCGACUGGCUGUCUCUGCUUGAUCGAGUUCUGAAAGCACAGAGGGUGAUGGUGGGUGAUCUUGAAGACAUCAAGGAGAUGAUCAUCAAGCAGAAGGCAACACUGCAGGACUUGGACCAGAGGCGCCCCCAGUUGGAAGAACUCAUUACUGCUGCCCAGAAUUUGAAAAACAAGACCAGCAAUCAAGAGGCCAGGACCGUCAUUACUGAUCGAAUUGAAAGGAUUCAGAGUCAGUGGGAUGAAGUACAGGAACACCUUCAGAACCGGAGGCAGCAGUUAAAUGAAAUGUUAAAGGAUUCAACACAAUGGCUGGAAGCUAAGGAAGAGGCCGAGCAAGUCGUGGGGCAGGCCAGAGCCAAGCUUGAGACAUGGAAGGAGGGUCCCUACACAAUGGAUGCAAUCCAAAGGAAGAUCACAGAGACCAAGCAGUUGGCCAAAGACCUCCGCCAGUGGCAGAUAAAUGUAGAUGUGGCAAAUGACUUGGCACUGAAACUUCUACGGGAUUAUUCUGCAGAUGAUACCCGAAAAGUACACAUGAUAACAGAGAACAUCAAUGCCUCUUGGGCAAACAUUCAUAAAAGAGUGAAUGAGCGAGAGACUGCUCUGGAAGAAACUCAUAGAUUACUGCAACAGUUCCCCCUGGACUUGGAGAAGUUUCUUGCCUGGCUUACAGAAGCUGAAACAACUGCCAAUGUCCUGCAGGAUGCCACCCAUAAGGAAAGGCUUCUAGAAGACUCCAAGGGAGUAAGAGAGCUGAUGAAACAAUGGCAGGAACUCCAAGGAGAAAUCGAAGCUCAUACAGAUAUCUAUCACAACCUAGAUGAAAAUGGCCAAAAAAUCCUGAGAUCCCUGGAAGGUUCUGAUGACGCGGUCCUGUUACAAAGACGUUUGGAUAACAUGAAUUUCAAGUGGAGUGAGCUGCGAAAAAAGUCUCUCAACAUCAGGUCCCAUUUGGAAGCCAGUUCUGACCAGUGGAAGCGUCUGCACCUUUCUCUUCAGGAACUUCUGGUGUGGCUACAGCUGAAAGACGAUGAGUUGAGCCGUCAGGCACCUAUCGGAGGCGAUUUCCCAGCAGUUCAGAAGCAGAAUGAUAUACACAGGGCCUUCAAGAGGGAAUUGAAAACGAAAGAACCUGUAAUCAUGAGUACUCUUGAGACUGUACGAAUAUUUCUGACAGAGCAGCCUUUGGAAGGACUAGAGAAACUCUACCAGGAGCCCAGAGAGCUGCCGCCUGAGGAGAAAGCCCAGAAUGUCACACGACUCCUACGAAAGCAGGCUGAGGAGGUCAACACAGAGUGGGAAAAAUUGAACCUGCACUCGGCUGACUGGCAGAGAAAAAUAGACGAGGCCCUCGAAAGACUCCAAGAACUGCAGGAGGCCACGGAUGAGUUGGACCUCAAACUGCGCCAAGCUGAGGUGAUCAAGGGAUCAUGGCAGCCCGUGGGCGAUCUUCUCAUUGACUCCCUCCAGGAUCACCUCGAGAAAGUCAAGGCACUUCGAGGAGAAAUUGCACCUCUCAAAGAGAAUGUAAGCCACGUCAAUGACCUAGCUCGCCAACUCACCACCUUGGGCAUUCAGCUGUCACCAUAUAAUCUCAGCACUCUGGAAGACCUGAACACCAGAUGGAAGCUUCUGCAGGUGGCUGUUGAGGACCGCAUCAGGCAGCUGCACGAAGCCCACAGGGACUUUGGCCCAGCAUCCCAGCACUUCCUUUCCACUUCUGUCCAGGGUCCCUGGGAGAGAGCCAUCUCACCAAACAAAGUGCCCUACUAUAUCAACCACGAGACCCAAACAACUUGCUGGGACCAUCCUAAAAUGACAGAGCUCUACCAGUCUUUAGCUGACCUGAAUAAUGUCAGGUUCUCGGCUUAUAGGACUGCCAUGAAACUCCGAAGACUGCAGAAGGCCCUUUGCUUGGAUCUUUUGAGCCUGUCAGCCGCAUGUGAUGCCUUGGACCAGCACAACCUCAAGCAAAACGACCAGCCCAUGGACAUCCUGCAGAUCAUUAACUGUUUGACCACUAUUUAUGACCGCCUGGAGCAAGAGCACAACAAUCUGGUCAACGUCCCUCUCUGCGUGGAUAUGUGUCUCAAUUGGCUGUUGAAUGUUUAUGAUACGGGACGAACAGGGAGGAUCCGGGUCCUGUCUUUUAAAACUGGCAUCAUUUCUCUGUGUAAAGCGCAUUUGGAAGACAAGUACAGAUACCUUUUCAAGCAAGUGGCCAGUUCAACAGGAUUUUGUGACCAGCGCAGACUGGGCCUCCUUCUACAUGACUCUAUUCAAAUCCCAAGACAGUUGGGUGAAGUUGCAUCCUUUGGGGGCAGUAACAUUGAGCCAAGCGUCAGGAGCUGCUUCCAAUUUGCUAAUAAUAAGCCUGAGAUCGAAGCGGCACUCUUCCUCGAUUGGAUGAGACUAGAACCCCAGUCCAUGGUGUGGCUGCCCGUCCUGCACAGAGUGGCUGCCGCAGAGACUGCCAAGCAUCAGGCCAAGUGUAACAUCUGCAAGGAGUGUCCGAUCAUCGGCUUCAGGUACAGGAGUCUAAAGCACUUUAAUUAUGACAUCUGCCAAAGCUGCUUUUUCUCUGGCCGUGUUGCAAAAGGCCAUAAAAUGCACUAUCCCAUGGUGGAAUAUUGCACUCCGACUACAUCGGGAGAAGAUGUUCGAGACUUUGCCAAGGUACUAAAAAACAAAUUUCGCACCAAAAGGUAUUUUGCGAAGCAUCCCCGAAUGGGCUACCUGCCAGUGCAGACGGUCUUAGAGGGGGACAACAUGGAAACUCCUGUUACUCUGAUCAACUUCUGGCCGGUAGACUCUGCGCCUGCCUCGUCCCCUCAGCUUUCACACGAUGAUACUCAUUCACGCAUUGAACAUUAUGCUAGCAGGCUAGCAGAAAUGGAAAACAGCAGUGGAUCUUAUCUAAAUGAUAGCAUCUCUCCUAAUGAGAGCAUAGAUGAUGAACAUUUGUUAAUCCAGCAUUACUGCCAAAGUUUGAACCAGGACUCCCCCCUGAGCCAGCCUCGUAGUCCUGCCCAGAUCUUGAUUUCCUUAGAAAGUGAGGAAAGAGGGGAGCUAGAGAGAAUCCUAGCAGAUCUUGAGGAAGAAAACAGGAAUCUGCAGGCAGAAUAUGAUCGUCUCAAGGAGCAGCAUGAACAUAAAGGCCUGUCCCCACUGCCGUCGCCUCCUGAGAUGAUGCCCACCUCGCCACAGAGUCCCCGGGAUGCUGAGCUCAUUGCUGAGGCGAAGCUACUGCGUCAACACAAAGGCCGCCUGGAAGCCAGGAUGCAAAUCCUGGAAGACCACAAUAAACAGCUGGAGUCCCAGUUACACAGGCUCAGGCAGCUGCUGGAGCAACCCCAGGCCGAGGCCAAGGUGAAUGGCACAACGGUGUCCUCUCCUUCUACCUCUCUCCAGAGGUCAGACAGCAGCCAGCCUAUGCUGCUCCGGGUGGUUGGCAGUCAAACUUCAGAAUCCAUGGGCGAGGAAGACCUUCUCAGUCCUCCCCAGGACUCAAGCACAGGGUUAGAGGAAGUGAUGGAGCAACUCAACAACUCCUUCCCUAGUUCAAGAGGACACAAUGUAGGAAGCCUUUUCCACUUGGCAGAUGAUUUGGGCAGAGCGAUGGAGUCCUUAGUUUCAGUUAUGACAGAUGAAGAAGGGGCAGAAUAA
Molecule: messenger RNA, 11094 nt
Organism: Rangifer tarandus platyrhynchus (Svalbard reindeer)
Lineage: Eukaryota; Metazoa; Chordata; Mammalia; Artiodactyla; Cervidae
Source: the annotation of a GenBank genome assembly